AUGAAAGCUUAUGGCUGUUUAGAAACGUCAAAUUCUAAUCCUCCGACUGCGAAUGUUGGGAACCAUAUGGCGAGGACCCGAAGAAGAUGGUCGAAAAGCUCGCAAGACAAGAGUCCCAAACCCACAGAUGAGGCAGACGGAGUGCACGAAGACGUUGAACUCGACUACAUCUCGCCGGGACAGCUUUAUUCGACGGAAUCGGGCCGUCUUUUCCAUGCAGGCAAGAUUCUGAUCGUGCUGGUGGGCCUUCCAGCUACGUCGAAAACUUUAUUGUCUGUGGCAAUCACAAGAUACACCAAAUGGCUGGGCGUGCGUACAAGCUCUUUCCACGUCUCACAGUACCGUAGAAAGCUAAUGGCAAGCCUGGAAUACAACGAUUUUCCGAAUGACUACUUUUCGGCCAAACCUAAGACCCCCGAGGGGCGGGCUAAACGAAAACAUAUCUUGGACAAAGUGCAAGAAGAUAUGGUCAGUUUCUUCAACGAGGGAAAGGGCCAACUGGCGAUAUACGACGCGCUGAAUAUCCUGGUAGAAGAACGUUUGCACCUUCAGAAGCUCUUUUUGCGCAUGAAUACUAAAGUACUCUUCAUCGAAUCUGUCAUGACAGAUUCAGAUAUGAUCAAACAUAACGUCGACAUGGCAUCUCGGUCUGCAGACUACGUGGGCUGGUCUCAAGAAGACGCGGUUGCCGAUUACAUGCAUCGCUUAAAAGUUAAUACUGAACUGUACGAAGAAAUGACGCCCCAGGAAGAGCUAUCCUACGUGAAGUACAUCAACUUUGGCGAGCGGCUGGUAGUCAACAACAAUCAUUUUGGCUAUCUCAUAAACAAGAUCGUGUUUUUUCUAAUGAAUUUGAGAGACAAAAAGGGCUGCGUGUAUUUUGCACGCUGCGGUACUAGCACUAACGACAAGUACGUCAACGAUGAGCUGCUCAAUAGCGAGGGCAAUGCCUACUCAAAGGCUUUAACAGAGCUGGUGCUGAAAGUGGUGAACGAGAGACGUGCAUCCAAAUCUAGCACUUUCCCAGUGGCUAUUGAAAAUGCUGAUGUUGUAGACGCCGCCUCCAUGGCGACGACAGACCAUCAACGUUUAAACUCCACACUCAAUGUGUCAUCAGGUCUAAAUUCGCGUUCAAUGUCACCGUCUCUGUCCCCACUAUUGACAACGUGUGCGUCGCUACAAAGAACCGAGUCCACUGGAAAUGCUGCUAUGCGGCAACCUGUGUCGGGAGACGGAGGCGAUGAUGAUUCCUUCGUAGUAUGGACUGCAACUCGAAAGCGCACUUACGACACAGCAAGAUAUUUCAGCGAACAGGGGAUAAAUGUGAGACAGAGAUCUCAACUGCAACAGUUGCAUCCAGGCGUAGUAGCAGACAUGACAGAAUCUGAGAUCAGGACCAAGUAUCCCGAUGAAUACAAGGAAUGGGUAAAGGACCCAUACCAUUACCGUUUUCCUCGUUCCGAGUCCUACCACGAUUUAGCCGUACGUAUGGAACCGCUGCUUCUGGAGAUGGAAAGAAUGCGUGGUGAUAUACUGGUGAUAGGUCAUGAGUCUGUUCUGCGGGUGCUUUACGGGUACUUAAUGGCAUGUUCGUGCUCCGACAUCCCUAGCUUGAACUUUACAAGGGACGAACUAAUCGAAAUCUCUUUCAGUCCUUUUGAGAACAAGGUAAAGAGGGUGCCAAUUAUAUACGAGCAACCAUGA
Molecule: messenger RNA, 1704 nt
Organism: Lachancea meyersii CBS 8951
Lineage: Eukaryota; Fungi; Ascomycota; Saccharomycetes; Saccharomycetales; Saccharomycetaceae
Source: the annotation of a GenBank genome assembly